This is a messenger RNA of Nyctereutes procyonoides (raccoon dog), 2714 nucleotides long. It is a transcript of the gene SIAE, whose product is annotated as sialic acid acetylesterase. Gene Ontology annotation, molecular function: sialate O-acetylesterase activity. The transcript has 10 exons. Gene Ontology annotation, biological process: carbohydrate metabolic process. Lineage: Eukaryota; Metazoa; Chordata; Mammalia; Carnivora; Canidae. The record is from RefSeq and is a predicted model, not a curated record. The coding region runs from base 53 to 1582 and encodes 509 amino acids.
GCCUGCAGAGGGCACCCGGAGUCCAGCACGCGGGCGGCGGAUCCUCGCGAACAUGGCAGCGCCGAGGUUUGUGUUUGGGCUGGUGCUGCCUCUAGUCCUGCUGGCCGCCACGAGUGCAGAUGUUGGUUUUCGCUUUGCCUCCUACAUCAAUAACUACAUGGUGCUGCAGAAGGAGCCCGCAGGGGCAGUGAUUUGGGGCUAUGGCACAUCGGGAGCCACAGUGACGGUGACUCUGUACCAAGAUCAGGAAACCAUCAUGGAGAAAGUGACAAGUGUGAAAGCACACUCUAACAGCUGGAUGGUGGUACUGGAUCCUAUGAAGCCUGGUGGACCUUAUGAGGUGAUGGCACAGCAGACAUUUGGGAAAACGAACUUCACCCUGAGAGUUCAUGAUGUCUUAUUUGGAGAUGUCUGGCUUUGCAGUGGGCAGAGUAACAUGCAGAUGACGGUUUCACAGAUAUUCAAUGCCACCAGGGAGCUGGCUAACACCGCAGCCUAUCAGUCUGUCCGCAUCUUCUCCGUGUCACUCAUUCAGGCAGAGCAGGAGCUGGAGGAUCUUGCUAAGGUUGACUUGCAGUGGGCUAAGCCCACCACAGAGAACUUAGGCCAUGGAAUUUACGAGUACAUGUCAGCAGUGUGCUGGCUCUUUGGGCGUAACUUGUAUGACACUCUGCAGUACCCCAUUGGGCUGAUCUCCUCCUCAUGGGGUGGGACACCCAUUGAAGCCUGGUCAUCUGAAAGGUCGCUGAAAGCCUGUGGCGUUCCUACACAAGGGUUCACUCAAUCUAAUUCUGUGACUGGUCUCAGUAACCACUCUGUUCUCUGGAAUGCCAUGAUCCAUCCACUGCAUAAUAUGACUCUUAAAGGGGUGAUAUGGUACCAGGGGGAGUCCAAUAUGAAUUUUAACAGGGAUCUGUACAACUGCACAUUCCCUGCACUCAUUGAAGACUGGCGCCAAACCUUUCACCAUGGCUCCCAGGGGCAGACUGAGCGCUUCUUCCCAUUUGGAUUUGUCCAGUUAUCUUCCUAUUUGUCUGCACCCUCGGAUGAUACAUUUCCCCAGAUCCGUUGGCAUCAAACAGCAGACUUUGGCUAUGUCCCCAACCUGAGGAUGCCCAACACUUUCAUGGCGGUAGCAAUGGAUCUCUGCGAUAGGAAGUCACCUUUUGGCAGCAUCCACCCUCGAGACAAGCAGACUGUGGCCUACCGGCUGCACUUGGGGGCCCGUGCAGUGGCUUAUGGGGAGAAGGUGAUCUUUCAAGGACCACUGCCUGAGAAGAUGGAACUCUUGGCCGACAAGGGGCUGCUCAACCUCACGUAUUCGCAGGAGAUCCAGGUGCAGAGGCAGGACAAGAUAUUUGAGAUCUCAUGUUGCAGCGAUCAUCAGUGCAAGUGGCUCCCGGCUCCCAUGGAUGCCUUCUCGGCUCAGACUCUGACUCUGAGUACUGGUUCUUGUCGUGGCACUCUGGCUGCUGUUCGCUAUGCCUGGGCCACAUGGCCUUGUGAAUAUAAGCAGUGCCCCAUCUACCAUCCCAGCAGCACCCUGCCAGCGCCUCCCUUCAUUGCUUUCAUGACCAACUAGACUCCUGGAGAGCACAGCAAGCUUGCUAAUUGACUUAGUGGCAUAUGAUCAUAUAUUGAACUUAAGUGUGGGUCCUUUAGAUUUGGAUUUUUGGUGUUGAAGUGAUGACUAUUGCUUUUCUUUUUUUUUUGACUAUUGCUUUUAAAGGCAACUAACAGAAAAGCACUGGGCAGCUCCCUGCUAGCACAUGGCUGUUUCUGUAUUCUGAUUAUGAGAUGAGCCAGUACUGGCAGGCAAACGAGAUGCUUGCCUUUUGUCCCCUAAUCAGCCUAGGUGUCUUACUGGACUAAUUCCCAGCUACAAACAAAUGGAACCUGUGUCAUUUACUUCCCUGUGGGGAGUGUGACCUGUCACACAGUUGCCCCCUUAUGUCCAGAAUUGUGGAAACUCAUGGUUGGAAGGAACUUCAAGGCCACGUGGGCCAGCUCAUACUAAUGUGUUCUUUACGAAACCUGGCAAGUGGUUACUGAAUCUCUGUAUGAAGUUUCUAAACUUCCUAAGUUUUUCCUUAUGUGGAACCGAAAUCUUUCUAGCCUUAUUUGUGUUCUCUCUUCAGCCAAAAACAGUUCUGUUCCUUUGGUCUAAAUAACAAUAACCUGAGUGUUUGAAACCAGCCAGCACUGCACACAGGCAUUUGGUGAGGUGCGUAGAGGCUGCCUAAAAGGGUCAGGAGAAAGAGGCACGUACUGGCUCUGGACAACGUGAAAACAGAGGUCAUGGAGGGGCAAUUAGGCUCAGUAGAAAUCUGAGGUAAGAGGUUUACCUAUAAAAAGGAUAACCCAGGGCAACCCUGGUGGCUUAGCGGUUUAGCGCCGCUUGCAGCCCGGGGUGUGAUCCUGGAGACCUGGGAUCGAGUCCCACGUCGGGCUCCCUGCAUGGAGCCUGCUUCUCCCUCUGCCUGUGUCUGUGUCUCUGCCUCUCUCUCUCUCUGUGUCUCUAUGAAUAAAUAAAAUCUUAAAAAAAAAAAAAAAAGGAUAACCCAGAUAGAAGAAAAAAGAGGCUGAAAAUAAAGCUACACGAUAAGCAUUUAGAAAAAUAAUCCAGAUGGGACAAAUGUGAAAGUGGGCUCUGUGUGUGUACUGUUAAUCAUACUGCUGUUUACUGGUUGAUUAAAAACGCUAACUGCACCUGA